This is a messenger RNA of Lemur catta (Ring-tailed lemur), 7164 nucleotides long. RefSeq names its product sorting nexin 29 (gene SNX29). NCBI's taxonomy places the organism in Eukaryota, Metazoa, Chordata, Mammalia, Primates, Lemuridae. Gene Ontology annotation, molecular function: phosphatidylinositol binding. The record is from RefSeq and is a predicted model, not a curated record. Bases 74 to 2524 code for a protein of 816 amino acids. The transcript is spliced from 21 exons.
UGUCUGGAGCCUGGGGCUGCAGAAGCGGCUGUGGCGGCGGCACGGCGCGGGCACCGGCCCGGGGAGCUGCACCAUGAGCGGAUCACAGAACAAUGACAAAAGACAAUUUCUGCUGGAGCGACUGCUGGAUGCAGUGAAACAGUGCCAGAUCCGCUUUGGAGGGAGAAAGGAGAUCGCCUCAGAUUCUGACAGCAGGGUAACCUGUCUGUGUGCCCAGUUCGAAGCUGUCCUGCAGCAUGGCUUGAAGAGGAGUCGAGGAUUAGCGCUCACCGCGGCAGCGAUCAAACAGGCGGCAGGCUUCCCCAGCAAAACCGAAACAGAGCCCGUAUUCUGGUACUAUGUGAAGGAGGUGCUCAACAAGCACGAGCUGCAGCGCUUCUACUCCCUGCGCCACAUCUCCUCGGACGUGGGCCGAGGCCGCGCCUGGCUGCGCUGUGCCCUCAACGAACACUCCCUGGAGCGCUACCUGCACAUGCUCCUGGCCGACCGCGGCAGGCUCAGUGCUUUUUAUGAAGACUGUUCUUUUGUGAUGGAUGAAGAAAGGUCUAGCAUGCUUCCUACCAUGGCAGCUGGUCUGAACUCCAUCCUCUUUGCAAUUAACAUUGACAACAAGGAUCUAAAUGGACAGAGUAAGUUUGCCCCCACCGUCUCGGACCUCUUAAAGGAGUCAACGCAGAACGUGACCUCCUUGCUGAAGGAAUCCACGCAAGGGGUGAGCAGCCUUUUCAGGGAGAUCACAGCCUCCUCUGCCGUCUCCAUCCUCAUCAGACCUGAACAGGAGACCGACCCCCUGCCCGUCGUGUCCAAGAACGUCAGUGCCGAUGCCAAAUGUAAAAAGGAGCGGAAGAAGAAAAAGAAGGUGACCAACAUCAUUUCAUUUGAUGAUGAGGAAGACGAGCAGAACUCUGGGGAUGUUUUUAGAAAGGUCCCUGGCGCAGGAGAGAGCUCGGAGGAGAACUCGGACCGCUCCUCUGUCAACAUCCUGUCGGCCUUUGAGAGCCCCUUCGGGCCCAAUUCCAACGGAAGUCAGAGCAGCAACUCAUGGAAAAUUGAUUCCCUGUCUUUGAAUGGGGAGUGUGGGUACCAGAAGCUCGACGUGAAAAGCAUCGACGACGAAGAUGUGGAUGAAAACGAAGACGAUGUUUAUGGGAACUCAUCGGGAAGGAAGCGCGGGGGCCAUUCAGAGUCGCCUGAGAAGCCGCUGGAUGGGAACACCUGCCUCUCCCAGGUGCACGGCUGGGCUCCGCUGCAUGUGCUGCACGGUGACUCUGACAUCCUCUUCCCCGUCAGUGGAGUGGGCUCCUACAGCCCAGCAGAUGCUGCCCUCGGAAGCCUGGAGAACGGGACGGGACCAGAGGACCACGUUCUCCCAGAGUCUGGGCUUCGGUACAGCGUGGAAGCAAGUUCUCCAGGCCAAGGAAGUCCCCUGAGCAACCUGUUACCUUCUGCCUCGGUGCCAGAGUCGAUGACAAUCAAUGAACUGCGACAAGCCAUCGUGGCCAUGAUGAAUAGGAAGGAUGAGCUGGAAGAAGAGAACAGAUCACUGCGGAACCUGCUCGACGGUGAGAUGGAGCACUCGGCCGCGCUCCGGCAAGAGGUCGACACCUUGAAAAAGAAGGUGGCGGAGCAGGAGGAGCGGCAUGGCAUGAAGGUCCAGGCGUUGGCCAGAGAAAACGAGGUGCUCAAAGUCCAGCUGAAGAAAUAUGUAGGAGCUGUCCAGAUGCUGAAAAGAGAAGGUCAAACAGCUGAAGCGGUGCCAAAUCUUUGGAGUGUUGAUGGAGAAGUUACAGUAACUGAACAGAAGCCGGGAGAAGUUGCCGAAGAACUAGCCAGCUCCUACGAAAGGAAGCUCAUCGAGGUGGCGGAGAUGCAUGGCGAGCUGAUCGAGUUCAACGAGCGCCUGCACAGAGCCCUGGUGGCCAAGGAAGCCCUCGUGUCCCAGAUGAGGCAGGAGCUCAUCGACCUCCGGGGACCGGUGCCUGGAGAUUUGAGUCAAACAUCCGAAGACCAGAGUUUGUCGGAUUUUGAAAUAUCAAACCGGGCGCUCAUCAACGUCUGGAUCCCCUCAGUGUUUCUCCGGGGCAAAGCGGCGAAUGCAUUCCACGUGUAUCAGGUCUACAUCCGGAUAAAAGAUGACGAAUGGAACGUCUAUCGGCGGUAUACGGAGUUCAGGAGUUUGCACCACAAGUUACAAAACAAGUACCCUCAAGUGAGGGCCUGCAACUUCCCGCCCAAGAAGGCCAUCGGAAACAAGGAUGCCAAGUUCGUAGAGGAACGAAGAAAGCAGCUCCAGAAUUACCUGCGCAGCAUCAUGAACAAAGUCAUCCAGAUGGUCCCCGAGUUCGCUGCCAGCCCCAAGAAAGAGACUCUGAUCCAGCUGAUGCCCUUCUUUGUUGACGUGACCCCUCCCGGAGAGCCACUGAGCAAGAAUAGCCGGCCCAAAGCAGCUUCCCGCUUCCCCAAGCUGUCCCGAGGGCACCCCAGGGAGACACGCAACGUGGAGCCCCAGAGCGGCGACCUCUGACCUCGAUGGAACCCCAGACGUGGGCCCUUCGUGUGGCCCCAGCUGCCUCCACCCUGCCAUGGCAGCCGGCCCCUCCCACCUCAGAAUGACGACCACAUCUGCCCAGUGAACCCCAGAGAGCACAGCUGUCACACGACACCCCAAUUAAACUGAGUCUCAGAGCAAGGCUGCUACUCGCUGGACCGAGUCGGACACACGGUCACUGUUCCCCCAGGGUCUGCCCGGGACACGGUGGCCAUUCGUCCUCCAGCUCAGGGGCCCGCAGCAGGGUGGGCGCCAGCCCGGGCGAGGUGCCCGGCGUGAGAUGCACAACUCCAACGCCGCACGUCCGACGGGUCCUUCGGGCACCGCCGCUCGACUCUUGCCCGCGUGGGAAUCAGCACGACUCUUUCUCUCUCUCCGCUUUUUACGUUCCUGCCGGCACAGCCUGGGGCCGGGGGAUGGUCUGUUCCAUUUCUCUGCAGCAACAGCGACAACACAACACACCCGGCCGUGUCACCACCUCGGCCCUCCAGGGGGAGACGCGGUCCUCCGGCCUCGCCCAGGAGCCCUUAGUAAGUUUCACUUUGGUUCCCAGAGAACCUCCCCCUAUACCUCCCCAGGGCUGCUUCCGGAAGGACCAGUCACCUAGGCCCACGUGCACCUUUGUCAGGCUUGGUGGGGACUCGGACAUCCUGCCCAGCUGUCAGCAGCAACCCCCACAUUACCUGUCCUGAAAUCAUUGACCCUGACCUCACGGUCACGAGAGACUUGGUUCUAGAACCGCCGCGGAAGGUCCCGUGGGUUUUCAGACCCAGCUCCAGCUCUGCGACCUUGGACACAGCGUGUGCUCCGGGCAGAUCAUGUUCACCGACCCCCACCAAAGACGCACGUCUGUGCUCCCCUGCCCAGGCCCCGGCGGGCUCUCACUGGGACCGGAAUCCCGCGUACCCCCGAGAUGGAUUUGUCUGUCCCUCCCGUCUCAGAGCCCGGGUGCCUGGACAGGUAGCGCAGUGGCCCCCAAAGCUCCUUCUCUUCCUCCUCCAAGCCCACGUCGGAGUGCCUCGAAGGACCGGGCCAGUGGCUGGUUUCACCCCCCAGGAUUCUGGGAACUGUCUCCUUCCCUACUCACGAGCUGUCCUCAGAUGCUGAGUUAUGACGAGUUUGCAGUUUCUGGGGACUAUUAAGAAACUAGAUAGGACGUUGUGAAAUAGACUACGCAGGACGAAGUGGUGUUGCACCGUGACCCGGGGCUGAUGGAGCCACGUGGCAGUAGACGCGCUCGGCCCGGGACUGCUCCAGCUCACUGGCUCAACCGUGGCUAACCACCGAGGUGAGCACGGGCCAUUUCCUAGCUAGAGAAAACCUAGACAGAAUCACCUGGAAGGUUUACGCUGCAUAUAUUGCCCUUGUAGCCACAAGGAAACUGAUUCAGGGCAGUUAAGGAAAAAGCCGAGAUAAUUUACACACCACCCUACCGACCAGGAGGUGGCCGGAAUAACUUCUGAGGGGGCCUUGGGCCAGGAGAGCCACCAUGGCCAGGUGUGGCAGAAGGAGCCUGAGACACGUCUGGGUGCCACGUGGGGACACCCUGUUUGCACCACUCUUUUCUGAUCAUGCAGGAACCUUGGAGUUAAUGCCAAGUAUGGAUCAUCCCCUCUCAUCUUGGCUCAGAUGUGCAUGUGACAGGCACACGUCAGCAACUCCCCAAAGCCUUAACCUUGGAAUCACAUAGACUGUUCUGCAAUGACUUAGUCCAUCCCACUGCUCACAAUCCUCCUGCCCUGCUCGCUGGUGUGGCGAGAGGGACCUCCCAGUUCCUGCAGGAAGAAGGCAGAAACGCCUGGGUCCACAGCAAGGUCAAGGCUGGGACCUGGAGCCCAAAACACGACCCCCUGGAGACGUGUCAUCCUCUGCCACUCAGCCCCGUGACCUCUCAGUGGGAAGGGCCCACUGUACCCCACUCAUGCAAAGACUCUUUGGGACCUCUAGUGCUGGUAUCUGAGAAAGGACCCCCCCAUUCAGAAAGAAACCAAAGGGGCCCCCCUCUCCCUAGAGGGCCUUGUCCAUCUAGGACUCCUGUAUGGGAGGAGGAAUCGUCUUCGUGGCCAGAACAGAACGUCACCAGUUGUGUGCUCUGCCAUCGUCUCAUUUCUUUCUUCUCCCCCAGAUAAGACUCAGGAGAGGAGGGGCUGGGCAGAGAUUUGUCUCCUUAGAAGAGACCUAGAGCUCCCAGGCAGGAAGGUCAAGGAUGGUGUGAACCAACCCCGACCACCUCCUGGCCUGGGAGCAGAGCUGCCCGGCGGUUCUCCCUGGAGUUCCAGCUCCUCCGAAUCUCCCUCGGAGGCACACACCGCUCCCGUGAGCAGGGGCACAAGGCGGAGCUGGCUUCAAAGCACCUGCUGCGGGCCCUGGGCGAGGGAGGAACUUUCACGGAAAAGGCGUCACAGCCCAGGGUGGCAGCCACCUUAACAUCUACCAACCAGCCCAGCCAGGGGCCUCCUGGUCACCCAAGGGACCACUGAUGGGGUGUGAAGAGAACAACGCCUCCCGCGACCCAGGAAGCCGCGUGAACCCAGGGGAGGGUGUGGACUAGGUCUCGUCACAGCCCUCGGCUCUGCCCCAGGCCUUGGCGCUUUCUAAGAUGGAUUCUUUGAUAACCACUGCAUUCUAGAGCAGUGGCAGGUUCCAUGUUGUGCUUUGAAACCAGACGCAAUCGAAAGCCGUGUCCCCCCAGCCAGCCCACUGAUAACACAGCUGUCGCAGCUGCCGACGGGCACUGGGGGCCCAUUGAUAACUCCCAGGGUUUGGGCUCAGAGUCGGAAACACAGUGAAGCCCCACCCAGUCCGGCCAGUUGGCGAGACGCAGCAUGGCCUGCCCGGAAGGCUUGUUUCCUAACCCCCGAAGACCAGGUCUGGGCCUCCCUGCCCAACCUGCCCCUGCCCCCGCCCCCCUGGAGGUAUAGCUCCCUCUAUGCCUCCCAGAGCCCCCGACUAGCCCCUCUCUGGGGUCCUGGCCAGAACCUCCCAGCCACCUCGGAGUCUGUGCUUGCUCAGCCAGGCUCCUGUGUGUGGGCACCUUGGCACAUAACUAAUGGCAGAGAAAGGGCUGGAUUUUCGGCGCCCAAGACCUGCCUGCUCCCCCCAACCCCAUCACGCUGGCUAGGAGGCAUCCCCAGAAGGGGUGGCCUCAGCCGGAGUUUCAACCCCAAAGGCAAUAAUUGUCUUGACUUUUCCUCGGUGUUUCCCUCGGGACAGUGCCAGGCAGCCUGGAGGCUGCGACUCGGCAGGCACAGGCUGCUUCUGAGCAAGGUCUAUUGUAACGAACUUUUCAAAAUAUUGUGCAUUAUUUCAUUAAAGCUAACAUGAAAUAUUUGCUGCUUAGAUUGGCUUCUGUGCUAAUUUUGCACAAUUGUAGCACUGUAUAUUUUAUCUAACAUUUCUGUGCCAAAAAGUUCAUUUUAAUGUUUCUGUAAUACAUGGUCUUGAUUAUGUUUCCAAAAUAAAACCUCAGCUACUGGGUCAAUAGGACUGCAGGCUCGGCCGGGGGCCGGGGGAGGGGGUGGUCCCACGGUUCCCGCAGGGCCCCUGCCCGGCUCCCCUCGAGUAUUUCUCACUUUGGCCAUGAGCCAUUGCCACGUUGUGGGCCUGAUUUUGGUAGCUCUGAACUGUCACGGAGCCCUUUUGUCCCUCAAUCCUCACAACCAAAUUGAAUGGGCUUCCUUACACCUAUUUUCUGUAGAAAAGGAAAAAAAAAAAACAAACCGAAAAAAAAAACCACUUUCCUAAAAGAUUGACCUUGUAACACAGAUGAGUGUCCCCACUAGAAGAUGCUAGAUUCAUCGGUGUUCUGAGGUCCGGGGGUUCUGUUCUUACUGGUGCGUAAAUGUUUUCUCGUCCUGAUUGGAAAGCCGCUGGCUGCCUCACCCCGGCCACCACCCUGCCCUGGAACGUGCCCAGCUCAGCUCUGCUUCCUGCCCCCGUGAACUGCCAGGGCCACACACUCGCCUUUGAGGGUUCUUUUCACCAUCAGUACAGGACACGGGGUGCCCUGCAAAACUUGGGGCUGAGGACACAGGACACAGGGAUUGCACAUUUGCAACCAGAGAGACUAGGAGCUCAAAGGAGCCCAGAGACCAUGGAUUCCGAGGAAGCAGCAGGUGGGCUGCAGCUAAUGGGGAGUUUGGGAUUCAACCUGGAAGGAGCGCCCGCUUCCGCAGCCUGUCCCCAGCCCUGGUAUAGCUGUCGGGUAGAGGGCUUGGCCCAACUCAUCCAACACUGACGUCUGGUGGGGGGGGGGGGUCUUCCGAAUGCAGGGGAGGGGGUGACCCCAGCUUGGAGGCGCCUGGUCAGAGUUACAAUCCGGUCCCAGUGAGCCGUCUGUGACAGGGUCAGAAGGCCACGGGCCCGUGGUCUACACUGGUCUGUGUGUAAAUAGCCCGCGAGUCCGCAGACGCACUCCGACAUGUGUAGUGUUACCUUAACUGUCCUCUUAUGUUACAGUUUACACGAUAGGAUUUUUAAACAAAUGUGUUUAAUUUUCUAAGAUCUCUUGUAUUAAAAUUUUCUUUUGGAAUAAGCUGUGGUAAUUUUGUUACAAUCUGGUUGAGAUAAACCUCCUUACAAUGACAAAAUAAAACUGGUGACAUUUUAUAAAUUAG